AUGGCCCUUUUUGUUCACGAGAAUGUGAAGAAUUAUUAUGAUUCUCUGGAGACAUCAGAUGAUUUGCAGACCAGUGCGGCUUGCUCUGCCUCCUCUCGCCUGCUCUCCCAGAGUGCCCGAGAGGCCUUUAGUCAAGUCCACCCCGAGGUUUGCAAAAGGUUCCUUAGUGAACCACAAAACUUAAAAGGAUCUAGGGUGCUGGAUUUGGGCAGUGGUUCUGGCAGAGGUUGCUAUGUCCUCGGUAAACUGGUGGGGGAGAAUAGGCAUGUCACUGGUAUUGACAUGGCAGAGGAGCUCAUAGAAAUACUUAGAAAUAUAUCACAUUACCACCAGAAGCGCUUUGGCUAUGCUAAGCCAAAUACUGAGUUCAUCCAGGGAUACGUAGAGAAGCUCGGUGAUGCAGGCAUAUCCAACGACUUCAUGGAUGUGGUUUUAAAAACCUAAUCUCCUGUGUGCCGAUCAAACUGUGUGAUUUGUCUGUGUCCAGACAAGAAAGCUGUUUUAAGUGAAGUAUUUAAGGUACUCAAAGUAGGUGGGGAACUUUACUUCAGUGAUAUGUAUGCACACAAGGUAGUUUCAAACUCUUUGAAAGAGGAUCCAGUGCUGUAGGUUGAGGGAAUGGGCGGCAUCCUCUACUGGCGAUAUCUCAUCUCAAUCAUGAAGGAGCUGGGUUUCAGCACCCCACACCUGGUUGAUGCAAGUCAUAUUCAUAUCCACAAUCCAGAGCUUCAGGUGAAAGCAGGUGAUAUUAAAUUUGCAUCUGGAACCUACCGUGUUUUUAAAUUUCCCCAACACUUCAUUCAGACCAAAGCACUGGUUACAUACAAGGGAACUGUGCCAGACUGCCCAGAAUGUUUUGAGUUCGAUGCCUCUUAUACCUUUAAGAGAAACGUGCCAGUGGAGGUGGAUGCAAAAAUGGCUGCCAUCCUUCAGCACACGUGCUUCUCUCGAUUCAUCAUACAGAUGACGGACAUGCCCGAUCCUGACCUCAGCCACCCCCUGCAGUACCGGCACCUGAACCCAUUUACGGUGGCCGACAGACUGGGCUCCUCUGUGAAGCAGCGCACCAAGCUGGGCUCGGUGGAUUCCCGCGCCAAUGAGACAGCCAGUGCAGUCGGUAACGGCAGGUCCGGCAAGGAGAAAGAAAGUGAGGAGCACCCUCCUUUCAGACCCGGAGCGACCCGCUACCGCCCAGAGCCGGUGUCACGCGCUCCGGACGCCAAGGUAGCAGCGCAGGACGAGGUUCCUAUCAGCAAGCCGAAGGGGAGGCUCACAGCCCACCCGCCAGGGAGUCAGAGGCAGGACGAACGCAUGACACGGCCACAUAACUCACCUUAG
Messenger RNA from Electrophorus electricus (electric eel), 1338 nucleotides. Its product is annotated as arsenite methyltransferase. Gene Ontology annotation, molecular function: arsenite methyltransferase activity. Gene Ontology annotation, biological process: arsonoacetate metabolic process; toxin metabolic process. Lineage: Eukaryota; Metazoa; Chordata; Actinopteri; Gymnotiformes; Gymnotidae. Gene Ontology annotation, cellular component: cytosol. The record is from RefSeq and is a predicted model, not a curated record.